CAUAAUUAGUUGGUUAAUUUUGUGUAAAAACGAUAUAUUUUAUGAAUUUUAUGACAUACGAAAUCCGGAAGCUUUACGUGUAACAGUAAAAGAGGUCCGGGUGGAUAUUUAGGUGAAAGGUCUCAGAGAUCCGCACUGACUGGGGCUUCUUGUCCUUCUGCUGAGUUCCGGGGUUUUUUUCCUGCACAGACGGUAAAGUUUUUAGUUCUUUAUUUCCUCCAGAAGUUAAAGAUGUCUAAACAAACACAGACCAUCAGUCCGGGGAAGAAUUUCCUUGCUGGUGGUUUUGGAGGCGUCUGUCUGGUGUUCGCCGGUCACCCUUUAGACACCAUCAAGGUGCGACUACAGACACAGCCCAUGCCAGGACCAGGUCAGGCUCCUUUCUAUUCCGGAACCUUCGACUGCUUUAAGAAGACUCUUGCUAAGGAGCUGUCACUCUGUGUCUCAGACGUUCCAGCCAGUGGGAUGUACUUCAUGACCUACGAGUGGCUGAAGAACCUUCUGACUCCAGAGGGCAAGAGCCCGAAUGAACUAAGUGUACCCAGUGUGCUGUUUGCUGGUGGUAUGGCAGGAAUCUUUAACUGGGCUGUCGCAAUUCCACCUGACGUCCUCAAAUCCCGAUUCCAGACAGCUCCGGAGGGGAAAUACCCUAACGGGUUCCGGGAUGUUCUGAGGGAGUUGAUCAGGGAAGAGGGCGUGGCUUCACUGUAUAAGGGCUUUAAUGCAGUCAUGCUCCGAGCCUUCCCUGCUAAUGCUGCGUGUUUCCUUGGUUUCGAGGUGGCCAUGAAGUUUCUCAACUGGCUUGCACCAAACCUGUGAUGUAUAUGAGACAGGGUCAUUGAAGAAUGUGAAUUUACAACACACACACACACACACACACAUUCUGAUGUCCGUCAGAAUGACUAGUUUUAUUGUUUUUAUUUUUCUUUGAAGAGGAGUGAUGACGUGCCUUAUUACUAGAGUGUAAAGAGACUGUCGGAAAGCUCACGUCUAAUCAGAACCAGAUGUGUAACUCCAAAUCUUUAAAAUACUGAGCAUAACCAAAUACCACAUCUGUAUCUGGUGUUCACACAGAUUUUGUAAAUGAACCCUCCAGAAAAACAGGAUCUCAGGACUUUUAAACUUUCAAACACCUGUGGUUCGAAUUCUCACGUGUGUUUUUCAACAGUCUUUUUAUUCCAUAUAUUAAACCUGACUUUGACCUCAGUCUCUGCUCCUCAGGGGGUGUGUGUGUGUGUGUGUGUGUGUGUGCGUGUGUGUGUGUCUUAGUCUCAAUUUUGUUUAUGUUAAACACUAAUUAUUAUUGACAAUAAAAAUAGAUCAUAGUAAUUACAUAAAAAUAAUAAUCCUUGUCAAUAUUAGAAUUAUGCUGAUGGUGAUGAUGAAGAUGAUGAUGAUGAUGAUGAUGAUGAUGAUAUGUCCUGAUCUGUGUAAAUCUCUUGCUGAAUAAAGUCAUAAAGUUUUUUGUUCAUGUUAAAAAUAAAAAGAUUGUUACCGGG
Molecule: messenger RNA, 1499 nt
Organism: Tachysurus vachellii
Lineage: Eukaryota; Metazoa; Chordata; Actinopteri; Siluriformes; Bagridae
Gene: slc25a20
Product: solute carrier family 25 member 20
Exons: 6
Coding region: 232-819 (195 amino acids)
Biological process (GO): mitochondrial transport; carnitine transmembrane transport
Cellular component (GO): mitochondrial envelope
Molecular function (GO): O-acyl-L-carnitine transmembrane transporter activity
Source: RefSeq, a predicted model, not a curated record